CUUCCCCCAAAACAGAUCUGAGAAAACUUUAUUAUAACUCCUUGAAAUCAAUCACUAAAAGAAGUUCCUCUUCAGAUUUGUCUCUCCAAAUUCAUAAGGAAUAAAACAUACGCUUUUGUUAAUUUCAGUAAUGUACGGCGGAAGAAGGGUAUCACUGCAAGAUAUCAAAAUGUGUGUUUCUCAGGUUAAUGUUUCUCUGGAAAGAGAAGAUAAAGGCACCAAAAACAACCUUUAUAAAGAAUGUUAUUAUACUGGAGGCUCAAGUGAAUAUCUGAGUUGUCUAAAUCCUGAUAAGAAACCACUUCAUGAUGUGCUGGGUUUCAAAAGAGAGGUAAAUGGUAUCAUCAUGGACAUUGCACUUCAAUGGUACGUUGAUGGAUAUUCAGACACAAUGCUAGGAUAUGCUAAUGGAAUCCGCACCAAUGAUGGUGGAACACAUAUAGAUGGUGUGAAAUCUUCAAUAACAAGAACUAUUAACAACUUUGCGAAAAAGUCAGAGGUUGUCAAGGGCGAGGAUAUUACCUUCCGUGGGGAGCAUGUUAGGGAAGGACUAACUUGCGUUGUUUCAGUUAUUGUUCCAAAUCCUGAGUUUGAAGGUCAAACACAGACGAGAUUAGGGAAUCCAUAUAUCAGGGAAAUUGUUGACCAAUCAGUCCAGAUGUACUUAACGGAGUAUUUUAAAUUGCAUCAAGAUGUACUUGAGAGCAUUAUCUCCAAAUCUUUUAACGCUUACAAGACUGCAUUGGCUCUCAAGAAGGCAAGAGAUUUGAUUAGAUCAAAUAGUGUAUCAAUGCCUUGCACCAUUCAUGAGAUAAUGACCAUAGACUCUUCUGAAAAAACUGUAAAUUAUGGAGUGGGUUUGGAGAUGCUCUAAGACGUAAUAGCACCUACGCCUAUGCCUAAACUAAUUCGUCUACCGCGUUUGGUGGUAAAAAUCUUCUCUAAUCAUUUUUAGUAUCUGACAAUGGAUGUAUCUCACACUAGGAGAGGCAAAAGUGCAUCUGCAGCUGAAGAAACAAUUUUGUGGUUUGUAGAAAAGAAGAAGAGAAGGAGAUGAGGAGAAAAAAAUCGUUGAUGAUUGUGAUACCGAUUGUACUGAUAGAUGUGGAGAAUUUUGGUUUUAGUGGUAGAUAUUUAAGUAGCAUUAGUUUUUAUUGUAUCAUUGAUUUGCACUUAUGUUGCCUAGUAGUAUGAUAUUGAGCAAGCAUGAAUCGAGU
This is a messenger RNA of Eruca vesicaria subsp. sativa (arugula), 1217 nucleotides long. NCBI's taxonomy places the organism in Eukaryota, Viridiplantae, Streptophyta, Magnoliopsida, Brassicales, Brassicaceae. The record is from the annotation of a GenBank genome assembly.